GAGGAGUUUGUCUGCGAGCCGCCCAUGAUCACCCGUCACACCUCCAAGAUGUUUGUGAUGGAGGGUCAGGAGGUCAGUCUGCGCUGCAAGUCCAUCGGAGACCCCGAGCCGUCCACUCACUGGGUCAGUCCUGACGGGAAGCUGAUCGGAAACACGUCCAGAACCGUCUGCUACGAGAACGGCUCUCUGGACAUCCUGAAAGCUUCAGUGAAGGAUUCUGGAAAGUUCACAUGCAUAGCCUCAAACGCAGCUGGAGAGGCGACGGCUCCUGUCGAGUUAGUCGUCAACCCGUCGCCACACUACGACCCGAAGCUGGACCCGGACCCGGGGCCUUCGGACAUCCCCACGUCUAUAAAGUCGAACAUCAGCGGAGGUCAGGCGCGCUCCGACCAGCAGAGGGUCAGCGUGUCCGAUCUAACGUCCGGCUCGGCUACCAUCAGAUGGCCCCCGCAGAACCACAUACCAGGGGUCCGCAUGUACCAGAUCCAGUACAACAGCUCCACAGACGAUAUACUCAUAUACAG
Labrus bergylta (ballan wrasse) is the source of this 524-nucleotide messenger RNA. NCBI's taxonomy places the organism in Eukaryota, Metazoa, Chordata, Actinopteri, Labriformes, Labridae. The record is from RefSeq and is a predicted model, not a curated record.